AAGAUCAAAUCCCUGGAAAGAAAAGUUGACAAGCUUGGGCAUUUGGAAGAUAAAAUUUCGUCAUUAGCAGCAACGGUAGCUUUGAAGAGCGAGAAAAUCGAAGAAUUGGAACGGGAGAUUAAAAGGGCUGCUGUAGAGGAAAAUGGUGCAAAAGAGACUGUCUCCGUCAGAGCAGAAGUAAAUAAUGGGGAAAACCCUGCAGAUCGGUCGUUGACAAAAAAUAAGUUAAGAGGAAUGCGACAAGUUGAAACAGUGGCGUUCUCCGCUGUAAUGACACAUGCUGUUCAGCACCUUGGAGACAAACAAACGAUUAAAUUCGACAAAGUACUUCUCAAUGACGGUAGUGGUUAUGUACCAAGUACUGGCGUCUUCACCGCACCUUUAUCCGGGACCUACCUGUUUAUUUAUAACUUUGGACAUCAUGGUACAGGUGAAACCUGGCUGGAACUCGUGAAAAACGGAAAUGUCCAGAAUGCCGCUGCCGUUGAAGGUCAUUUUGGAGGUCAAAACCUGCAGGGAGGUAAUGCAGCAAUCAUUAGGGUGAAUCAAGGAGACACGGUGUGGGUGGAGACAUGGCAAGUGUCAGACGUGUCGGCACAGGAUACAUUCACUACAUUUUCCGGGGUGUUUCUGUAUUGAAUAUAAAUUUUCAAAGAUCAAUUAAAUAUUAUUUGGAAGUAACAAA
This is a messenger RNA of Ruditapes philippinarum (Manila clam), 685 nucleotides long. RefSeq names its product collagen alpha-1(VIII) chain-like. Gene Ontology annotation, molecular function: protein binding. The record is from RefSeq and is a predicted model, not a curated record. NCBI's taxonomy places the organism in Eukaryota, Metazoa, Mollusca, Bivalvia, Venerida, Veneridae.